GCCUUAUUUUGAGUAUUUAGUAUUUAUUUUUCAGCAACAGUAAUCUUGCUCAGGUAAUUUGAUUUCCUGAGAAUACACAAGACGUGGUUACAGAUGGAUCAUCAGUAGUACUUUAAAAAUAUACAGGCUAGUGGUACAGGAUCAAGUCCAUAUGGAGGCUGAAUCUCCUGUUUCCCAUGGAGUCACUGGCAAGGUGAUACAUGCUACUUUCUUAUCAGCCCUGAAGAUGUUGGAUGUUGGAAAAUGGCCAAUUUUUGCUCUCUGCUCUCAAGAAGAACUGAAGUUAAUUCGUCAAGCCUGUGUAUUUGGCAGUGCUGGUAAUGAAGUGUUGUAUGCAACUGAAAAUGAUGAGGUGUUUGUGCUUGGCACCAACUGCAGUGGCUGUUUGGGAACAGGCGACAUUCAGAGCACUAUUGAACCACAGAGAUUAGAUACUUUAUGUGGCAAAAAGAUAGCCUGUCUGAGCUAUGGAAGUGGUCCCCAUGUUGUUGUUACUACUGCAGAAGGAGAAGUGUACACAUGGGGCCAUAAUGCUUAUAGUCAACUGGGCAAUGGUACAACAAAUCAUGGUUUAGUUCCCUGUCAAGUCUCUACUAACUUGGUAAACAAGAAAGUAAUUGAAGUUGCCUGUGGCUCCCACCAUUCCAUGGUGUUAACAUCUGAUGGAGAGGUGUAUGCAUGGGGUUAUAAUAAUUCAGGACAGGUUGGAUCUGGUUCAACAGCUAAUCAGCCAAUUCCUCGAAGAGUUACCAGCUGCCUACAAAAUAAGAUAGCUGUUAAUAUAGCUUGUGGACAGAUGUGCUCAAUGGCUGUUGUAGAAAAUGGGGAGGUCUAUGUCUGGGGUUACAAUGGUAAUGGCCAGCUUGGAUUGGGCAGCAGUGGUAAUCAGCCAACACCCUGUAGAAUAGCUGCUUUGCAAGGCAUUCGUGUGCAGCGGGUUGCCUGUGGCUAUGCACAUACAUUAGUGCUAACAGAUGAAGGUCAGCUGUAUGCAUGGGGAGCCAAUUCGUAUGGUCAGUUAGGCACUGGCAAUAAAAGUAAUCAGUCUUACCCUGCACCAGUUACUGUUGAUAAGGACAGAGUUAUAGAAAUUGCAGCCUGCCAUUCUGCUCACACUUCUGCUGCUAAAACCCAGGGUGGUCAUGUGUAUAUGUGGGGUCAGUGCCGUGGCCAGUCUGUGAUUCUUCCACACCUUACACACUUUGCCUGCACAGAUGAUGUGUUUGCUUGUUUUGCUACUCCUGCUGUGACAUGGCGUCUCCUAUCAGUAGAACCUGAUGACCACCUAACAGUAGCCCAAUCACUGAAGAAGGAAUUUGACAACCCUGACACUGCAGACUUGAAGUUUCUAGUGGAUGGAAAAUAUAUUCAUGUUCAUAAAGUCCUUCUCAAAAUUAGGUGUGAGCAUUUUCGUUCCAUAUUAAAUAACAAUGAUGAUGAUAUUAUAGAAAUGAGUGAAUUCUCUUAUCAAGUUUACCGAGCCUUCCUGGAAUAUCUGUACACAGACAGCAUCAGUCUCCCUCCUGAGGAUGCAAUAGGACUGCUAGAUUUGGCAACAUUCUAUAGAGAAAAUAGAUUGAAAAAGCUUUGCCAGCAAACUAUCAAACAAAGCAUUUGUGAGGAGAAUGCAAUUGCUCUUCUUUCAGCUGCAGUCAAAUAUGAAGCUGAGGACUUAGAAGAAUUUUGCUUCAGGUUUUGUAUAAACCACUUGACUGUGGUUACACAAACGACAGGCUUUGCAGAAAUGGACCAUGACCUCUUGAAGAAUUUCAUUAGCAAAGCAAGCAGAGUAGGAGCAUUUAAAAACUGAAGAAUGCUUGCUGCAAAGGAAGAUACUUUCAUCAUGGGAACACUUCCCCUUUGAAAAACUUAUCAGCACUCAGAAUGCCUGAAAGAAAACAGGACAACAUCCAGUAAAGUCAGUGUCACUGUUGAUGGGCGGAUUUAGUAAGCUUCCAGUUAGCCUAAUGCACAAGCUUUGUGCAGACGGGUAUGGUAUAGAUAAACAAUAGAUAUAAACAAUCUGCCAACAACUUAGGUUUAAAAAAAAAAAUCCUAAUGGAAUAAUUAAGUUUUCCGUUAAAAUCAAGUGGACUGGUCACUGUUUUCCAUUUGUAUUCCUUGUUUUCUUCCUUGAAAUAUUUUCAAAAACAGUUCUUUAACAUCUUCAUCUGAGUUUACUGGAUAGCAUGAAGCUGGCUGUUGCUAAAGCUUCAUUAUGACACCUUUAAGGUCAAUCAAAGUGUGCCACAAGAAGGUUCCUUUCUGGUUAAUUUCUCACACCCUCUAGAGAAGUGUUGAGAUAGACGCUUGUUUUGCUAAAGAUAGGAUAAAGGAAUAUAUCAUACAAAUCCCUCUUAAACGAGCCCCUAAUGUAAAGAAAAAGCCACUGAAUGGAUACUUUGUAAAUUAGGAGCAGCAAAGGCUCAAGAGAAGACUAUGCUGAAUUUAUUUAAGUAUGAAGGACUUAUUUUAAAGGGCUAGUUUUGAGUUCUUGGCUCUUAAAGUCAUUUUCUCAGACGAAAAAGAAUUGGUUAUUUUUCCCAGGGACUUUACCUCACCUUUCCAGUGGAACAGUAACUUCUAAUUGGUUUUGUCACAUAAUGAGUUAUUUCACUGUUAGUUUUGCUGCUCAGAAACACACCUCUUCACCUGCCAUGAAAAAGAAACUCAACAAAAAGGAAUUAUCAGUUGACUUUUCUACUGGUAUUUACAGAUAAGACAGGUACUUGACAUGAAUUAUGUGUGGGGGAGGAGAGAUAGGGAAAGUUAUAAAUCAAUUCAAUGAUGAAAUCAUGAAAAUUAAACUCAAAGUCUUUUCAAGUGGUAACCAGGUGCCAUUCAAACACUUGCUAAAGCAAUAGGUGGAGGAGGUUUCAGUAUGCUAAUGCUUGCGUGGAAAGACUUUUGCACUGUGGUACAGGAUACUGAGAUUAUAAAAUGUUUAUCAGUUUUGGUUUCUGUUAUGAUACAGAAGAUUAAUUUGCGUGUAAAUUACUUAAUCUAAUUUCUGUUAAAAGAAUAGGUGAACUGGCUUUAAAAACUGAUGAGCCAGUGGUUAGGACACGACCCUAGCCUUGCUCUGUCAUAGACAUCCUGUGUGCCCUUGGGCACGUCUACACAGCAGCUGGGAGAUGUAAUUCCUAGUUCUGGUUCCAUACAGCUGCUAGCUCUGCUCCAGUUAGCACCUAAAAAUUGCAGUGUGACCAUCCUGGUGUUACCCCAAAAACAGACCCACGGUACCACCAGAAUAGCUUAUCUAUUGCCCCCUCCUGGGUUUAGCAGAGGUUCCCUUCCAGGUAGCCUCCUAAUUUAUUACUCUGUUUCUGCAGGGUGAAAGGGGACCUGUCCUAGAGGAAUUACUCAGGUUUACUAACAGUUCCUUUUUAAAAAAACUCCCCAGAAUAUCUUAGACCAGUUACCCUUGGGAGGACUUGGAUACAGCCUUCCAAUAGAAUUGCUAGAUACACAGGCAGUACUUUUCCAAAACAAAGUAUCUUUUAUUACAGUAGCACACUGAUGAUCCCUGGCUACAAUGUAAUCUAAGCAUAAAGCUCUAGAAAUAAAUCCCUUAACACAAUUUCUUAAUACAGAUUUAAAAAUAUCCCAACUGCAAUGUCAUACAAUUAGAACAGUAUUAAGUGUUGCACUCUGCAUACGGUGCAGUCGCUGACAGCAAUCUUAAAUCUUCACCUUUAUACAUCUAAAACAAUGUAACAUUCAUAACACACACCUUUAUUAACCCAGACAAACAUACACAGGCUCAUGAAUACUAUUUCUGUUCUGUAUUUGCACUAUACCUAGCACUCUUACUCGCUGUAGGCAUCUUUCCCUCUGCUCUCUCAGGGUCCAUUCUGUUCUAUAGUGCUGCCAAUAUAGUUACAGGGAUAGCUCAGUGGUUUGAGUAUUGGCCUGCUAAACCCCGGGUUGUGAGUUCAACCCUUGAGAGGGCAACUUAGGGAUCGGGGGCAAAAUCAGUACUUGGUCCUGCCUAGUGAAGGCAGGGGGCUGGACUUGAUGACCUUUCAGGGUUCCUUCCAGUUAUAAGAGAUAGGAUAUCUCCAUUUAUUAUUAUAAUUCUUCCCCAAUUUUUAGCUAAUGGUGGCAAAGUGAUGUUUUUAGUGCUGUGCUUAGGAAACAGAAGAGAGCUGCUCAAAAACCUCUAGUAUCACUGGAAUGAGCAGUGGCUUGGGCUAGUCAGCUGAGAAUAAGCCUACCCAUGCCCCUGGGUAUGUACUUGGCUAGCUAGUCUGAGCUGCUGUGGCCACAGUUAUUUUUAGGCACUAGCUCACGCAGAGCAUGUACAGCUACUCAAGCUGGAAAUAACAUCUCCCAGCUGCUGGGUUCAGGUACCCUUAGUCUAUGUCUCAGUUCUGUCUCUGUCAAAAGGGGAUAAUAGCACUUCCCUACCUCGAUUUCCUGUGAAAUGAAAAUUUGGGCAUCUGCACUCUACUAAAUAGCCUGCAUUCAGCGACUAAGGACACAAGGAUGCAUUUGUAGAUGAGGCUGACAGGAAAACCAAUUCUUAGCAUAUCUAUCACCCUUCAGUCUCUUCGCCAUGAGCAUUAUUUCAGUUCAUGCUGUGCACACCAAAGCUUGGGCUGGUUUUUUUCAGGCAGCUUUUUAUUUUUGUAGUAGUAACCAUGUGGGACUAACUCUUUGAGAGAACUUCUCUUCAGUGAUGUCUGUUUUGAGGAUAAAAUGCAGACAUCUUGGUUUGUUCAUUCAAUGAGGAUUUUAUGCAUUUAAUUCUUGACCCGGACAAUUUAAUAGUAUAUUUAUACACUGCUAUAGGCACAUGUAGUAAAAAUAUAUUUAUUUAGCUUUCAUUCACAUUACUCAUUAAACAGCAACAGAAGAUACUUUCCUUUGCACUUAAAGGUCCAGCCUUCAGAAGUGCACUGACUUGAUGGUUGGAAACCAAAAUGCGUGUGUUUAUACAGGUGCAUGCUUGAACAGCAAUGUGAGUACACUAAAUCCAGCCUGGGCGGUAACGGUUUUAUAUUUUUUUGUUUUUGACAAUUGAGGAUGCUGCCACGACCACUCCUCUUGAUCUUGGAAUUGGAUCCAUUGUUAGCCAGUAUUAAAUGCGUUUCCGGAGACUCCAGUUCAGACAGCAAUGAAAAAAUAUUUGUAGACAUUUGGGACUGUAAUCCUAGACAGGUGAGGUAUUCAUUCGAAAACUUGACUGAUGGCCUAAAAUAUCCUUGGACAGCUGAAUAAGAGACUCCUCCAACUAACCACUGGGGAAAACAGGUAAAUAAAUAUUUCUUGAAUUAAAUGGAACUUAAAAGGAAUAAAAUAAACUACUAAAAUAAAGGGGCUGUCACAGUGAUUGAUGUUAGUAGGUUCAGCCUCAUGGUAUUUUCUAGGACCCACCUUUAGAAUGAUGGAGCUUUAUUACAAAGCAUGUUCACUGUGUAAAUUGCUGUAGUAUAUAAAUGCUUUUUAUAUAAGAUGAAGAUAAUUGUUUCCUUGGGAUUAUUUUGUAAAAUAAAACCUUUAUCCAUUAGCAUGACAAAUUUUGCUUGACCUCUAAGGAUAUAUAAUGUUUGUAGCCCUACCAUAAUAAAAUAUCCAGCCAACUUCAGAUUUCUGUAAAAACUCAUAUGGCUUAAUAGACAACUAAUAAAACAGUUAUAUUUAA
Molecule: messenger RNA, 5647 nt
Organism: Trachemys scripta elegans
Lineage: Eukaryota; Metazoa; Chordata; Testudines; Emydidae
Gene: RCBTB2
Product: RCC1 and BTB domain containing protein 2
Exons: 13
Coding region: 152-1810 (552 amino acids)
Molecular function (GO): protein binding
Source: RefSeq, a predicted model, not a curated record